Perca flavescens (yellow perch) is the source of this 1554-nucleotide messenger RNA. RefSeq names its product endoglin, like (gene engl). Bases 1 to 1554 code for a protein of 517 amino acids. The record is from RefSeq and is a predicted model, not a curated record. The transcript is spliced from 10 exons. Lineage: Eukaryota; Metazoa; Chordata; Actinopteri; Perciformes; Percidae.
AUGAGGGGGGCGUGUGUUGAGCUGGGAGUGCAGCCCGGCCCCCUCACAGGGAAGCCCGGGAGAGCAACAGCUGGAUCAGCAGUCCGCCUGUCCCUCCGCGCAGAGCCGCAGGAUGUAAGAGGGGACAUCCCGUUAAGUCAGUGUAGUGGUGAAAUGUUGAUGAUGUCUUCGCUGCCAGGGGUUGGAUGGACUGUUCUCUGUCUCCUUCUGCUCUGGGAGAGAACGGCAGCUCAAGGUGUGGAGAUACGAUGCUCCGUGGCACCGGUGGGGGCGCUGCACCCUGUUCGUGGUCUGCUGGAGAGGUUCGAGGCGGGUCCCGGCUGCGCUGCCAGAGAACGAGGAAACAAGGAAACUCACGUCAUUGCAGUGAGGAGAGUAACAAACAGCCCCGAAAACAAGGUGACGGUGUUGCUGAAGCCUUUGUUUCUGCACCCCUCACCUCUCAGAGCCGUCCACCUGCUGCUCAGCUCCAGGCUCCCUGUCACCUGGUGGCUGCAGGCGGAGAGACUGCCCCCCAACCUCCCCGUGCUGGUGCAGGUAUCCUCUAACUCCAGCGUGCAGUCCCACACCCUGCAUCUGGAUGUCCAGACGGUGCAUUCGCUGCCUUUUCGUCCACGUGCGCUGCACCGCUGGGCUCUGAGACACCACGGCAGCCUGUCCUCUCUGACAUACAUGCCACAUGGAAACCGAGUCUACGUCCAACUGGGAGAGGAUCCAACGCUGCCUGCCGUGUGCCAGCUGCAGUCCAUGUUCCUCUCUCCCAACUACAUGACCUCGGAGCUGCAGCCGCAAGAAGUGCAGGGCUGCGCUGACGUGUCAGCGGGUGGGAUCAGCCCUGAAGUCCACGUGAUCAAGCUGCAUUCAGCGGGCUCCGGGCUCUGUGGCUCUCUCCAGGUGGAGGUGAUCAUCUCUCUUGUGCCCCUGGUGGCUUCAAACAUCCAGACGGUUGUUCUGAUCCUCAGCAGCUCUGUGCCGGUCAACUGGGCCAUUGUUGCUCCAGGUGUCCGGGGUCAUGUCUCUGUUCAUUCCUCCAACAGUGUAUCCCCACCUUACCCCCCUGAGCCUGGCCUGUACCUGUCCAGUACUCUGAACUCUGACCUGUCCACAACAUCUGACCUUCUUGUGUGGGCCAAUGAGAGCAGCUACACCAAGGUGACCUCAUACACUGAGGCUGACCUGGCCAAUCGCUUUGUGAUCCAGCUGGCUGGGGGCAGGACAGACGUGGCCACGGGGGUGAAUCCGCUGGUUGGGAGGCCUCAGUGGGCCGAGGAGCGCAGGCUGAGGCAGUGGCUGAACGGAGGAGGCAGACCAGGGGGAGGCCAACAGAGUUUCACGGUGCAGUGUGAGGACGGACGCCUCAGCGUGAGCGUAGACCAACACAUCCUGCAGAGCUUGUCUGUCCCGGUGGCUGCCGUGACUCUACGAGAUGCAACGUGCCAGGCUCAGUCCAAUGGAAGUCAUUUCCUGUUGGUGUUCCCAGUCAUUUCCUGUGGCACUGAGGGUCUGCUCCUGGGACAUCCUCGAAGGGUGAAGUACAAAAACAUGGUGAGAUAA